AUGUCGAGAAGGAUCAAAGUAGCGGCAGCGCAGCUGGGCGGCGUUACGAACGCCAUGAGCAUUGACAAUAAAGCGAGUAGAAAAAUGGUCCUGGACCGGAUGGUCGCGCUGUUGAACGACGCCGCCGACCGAGGUUGCGAUCUUGUCGUGUUUCCGGAGUUCGCACUGAUACCUGUUUUUGUGCGCUUUCAUGUCGCCCAAUUGGAGCAGUUUGACCACUUUUACGAACAAAGUAUGCCAUCCGAAAACACUCAGCGACUGUUCGAUACUGCCCGUGAAAGGGGUAUUGGUUUCAGUCUUGGAUACGCCGAACUUGUAGAGGAAGAGGGCCGUAUCCGACGGUUCAAUACGAUGAUCCUGGUUGACCGAUCCGGGGACAUCACACUGAAGUAUCGCAAGGUGCAUCUGCCCGGGAGCGCAGCGCCUGUUUCAGAUGAUCCCUUUCAAAACCUGGAGAAGUACUAUUUCGAGGUUGGGAACCUCGGUUUCCCGGUGGCAGAGUUCAACUCCUGCAAGAUUGGCAUUUGCAUAUGCAACGAUCGCCGAUGGCCGGAAACAUAUCGAAUGCUGCGCCUCAAGGGAGCCGAAUUAAUCCUGCUUGGCUACUCGUCUCCCGUGCAAAAUCCCCGCGAAAACCAGUCUCCCGAAUUGCGAAAUUUUCACAAUCUUCUGUGCAUGCAGUCGGGCGCAUAUCAAAACAGUUGUUUCGUCGUGGGCGCAGCAAAGGCGGGCAUCGAGGAUGGCGUGGAAUUGAUUGCGGGAAGCAGCAUUAUCAACCCUUAUGGCGAAAUACUUGCAAUCGCCAAAAGCUCCGAUGACGAGUUGAUUGUGGCGGAUUGCGAUAUGGCGGAAUGUGAACCGGGCCGGAAGGAGGAAUUCAAUUUCAACACGACCAGACGCCCGGAAUUGUAUGGAGCGCUCGUGGAGCCGCAUUGA
Effrenium voratum is the source of this 936-nucleotide messenger RNA. The record is from the annotation of a GenBank genome assembly. Lineage: Eukaryota; Dinophyceae; Suessiales; Symbiodiniaceae.